AUGGGAAACGAUAAUAUCGCUAAUAGAUGCAAGAGGUGUAAGAAAGAAGCAAAAACUGGUCUCCGUUGUAUAAUUUUUGGCGCAAUAUCGCACAAAUGUUGUUUACCGAGUGUGAAAAAUAUAAUAUACAUAGAUAGCCAAUCUAUCAACUGUUGCUCUGAUAGUAGUGACAAUAAUUCCAUCAAUUCAAAUGACUCAACUACUUCUAAUAUAAAUAUACCUACUAACUCUAUUGACGAAAUUAAAAUUAAAUACUUGGAAGAAAUAUUAACUCAAAAGGAUUUAGUGAUUAAAAACCAAGAGAUCGCCAUUAAAGCACUUCAAUCUCAAGUUGAUAUGUUGAAGGAGGUAUCUUCUGUAAAAAAGAACUAUGGUGAAUAUUCUAAUGAUAGAACAAACUUAUCUAGUCUUCCAAGCAAAAAUAGACAGGAUUAUGUCAUUACACCAAAAGCCGUCUCAUCAGCUAUACAUCAAGCAGAAACAGCUACUAACUGCAGAGACAUUAUAAAUUUGACUAAAACUGAACAAAUAAAUAAACCGAACUUUAGAGCAAAUUCAAGACGUAAAAAUAUAUUGAUUGGCACAAUUAUUCCUUCAGAAACAGACUCAGAGGAAAGUUCAAGUUGUAUAGACUUUCAAAGUGAUGAUGUUGAGGUUGCCGAAGAAAUAUUUAAAUCAAAGUCUGCAUCAACAUGUUCAAGUCAAGCUAGCUCUUCAUUAUCGAAUCAUUCUCUGGUUCAGUCUCAACCUCAACCAAGAAUAGAUAAUUUUUUUCCCACUGUACAAGUAGCAAAACAACGCGAAGAAAUAGUGACACAAUUGAUAGCAAAAAUGAUAUGUAUUGAUUUACUGCCAAUAUCAUGUGUAGAAAAUAGAGGAUUUAAAAAUUUGAUAUCCUAUUUGGCUCCUACAUAUAAAGUUCCAGUAGCAAAGACAAUUCAGUUAAGGAUUGAUGCUAUUUACGAAAUUGAAAAACAAAAUCUUCUUAAAGAGUUAAGAGAUAUUCCCUACAUGGCAUUAACAACGGAUUGUUGGAGCUCAAGAGCAACAGAGUCAUAUAUAACUUUAACUUGUCAUUAUAUUAAUCGGAACUGGCAACAUAUAUCUCAUAACAUAACGACUGAAAUCAUGGAAGAACGACAUACAGGCAUAAACCUGCAAAAUAAAUUAGAAGAAAUUAUGAAUGAAUGGGGAAUAAUGGAAGAAUGUGUAUCUGCUAUUGUUCAUGAUAACGCUGCUAACAUUGUUUCAGCGACUAGAACGUUACCAUAA
This is a messenger RNA of Psylliodes chrysocephalus, 1272 nucleotides long. NCBI's taxonomy places the organism in Eukaryota, Metazoa, Arthropoda, Insecta, Coleoptera, Chrysomelidae. The record is from the annotation of a GenBank genome assembly.